Miscanthus lutarioriparius is the source of this 852-nucleotide messenger RNA. NCBI's taxonomy places the organism in Eukaryota, Viridiplantae, Streptophyta, Magnoliopsida, Poales, Poaceae. The record is from the annotation of a GenBank genome assembly.
AUGGCGGCCGCCUCAUCCGCCGCCUCCCCCGGCAGGGGUGCCGGCGACCCUCCCACGGCAGAGGCGGCGACGGCGAGGACUGCUGCGUGCCCUUGCCCCGUAUGCCUCGAAGCCUUCAAAGACGAGGCUUACCUCGACACUUGUUUCCAUUCUUUUUGCUACAAGUGUAUAUGUCAGUGGGUAAGGAUAGUAGCGAGCAAGCACGCAGAACCUUUGUCUUCGGUUAGAUGCCCACUUUGUAAGACUGAGAACCUAUCUGUGAUACAUGCUUUUGAUGGUGAAUCAUUUGAGCGGUGGUACAUAAAUCAGGAACCUAGGAAGAGGCGUCUUUCAGAUGCACAUGAGUUGGUGUCACAAUUCUAUAACAUGAAAGAGAGCACAAGCAACAUUGCCGGUGUGCAGCAAUACUGGGAGCAACAAAGAUAUCUCCGGAAGAAAAUUUGGCUUGAAACCUGGCUAAGACGGGAAAUUCAGGCCCUUACUCGGGAUGAGAACGUUGAGGCCAUAGUCUACCACAUUCACGGUGUCAUUGGAUCCUUCAUGAAGAGGCUUGAAAUGGAGCACAAGUCAAGGACGAUUUCACCAGAGAAGAGGAGGGAAGAGUUCAGGAGAUUGGUCUCUGAUGCUGCUAGGCCAUUCCUCCUUGGCCGAACAGAGCGAUUUGUCACCGAGGUGGAGCUCUUCCUGGUUUCAAAUCUCAACAUGGAAGCGUACAACAAACUGCGCGUUCAGAGGUUUAGGGAGUCCAGUUCCCAUCUGACAAGAGAGCAAGAUACGCUGCCUCAUGAUCGGUCUCUUGAGGAGCACUACUUGUAUUUCGUAUGUAACGACACGGACUGUGAUGAGAUGUAG